Messenger RNA from Microcebus murinus (gray mouse lemur), 939 nucleotides. It is a transcript of the gene TMEM61, whose product is annotated as transmembrane protein 61. NCBI's taxonomy places the organism in Eukaryota, Metazoa, Chordata, Mammalia, Primates, Cheirogaleidae. The record is from RefSeq and is a predicted model, not a curated record.
CUGGCACCUGGCAGCGGCCGGUGAGGACGCAGACCCAGGAGAGAGGAUUUAUUCAACAAAUGUUUACUGAGCAGCUGUCAUGUGCUAGGCACGAACAGGGCCAACCCGGACCCUGCCCUCAGGGAGCGCACAGUCUGAGAGUGGGGACAACAAAUUAAACACAGAGAGAUGUGUCACAGGCGCUGCGUGGCCCCCGCCCUCCGCUAUUGCGUGACGGUCAGCGGCACCGUGGUUCUGGUGGCCGGGACACUCUGCUUCGCUUGGUGGAGCGGAGGGAAUGCGGGUGCCCAGACUGGCCUGCCGGCCCCGCCCACUGAGCAUCCCAGCGCUGAGGCCCCCAGACCCCUGCUCAGGUCCGUCAGCCUCUUCUGCUGCGCCACAGGUGGCCUGCUGCUGCUCUUCGGCCUGCUGUGGUCCAUCAGGGCCAGCGUCCGGGGGCCGCCCCAGUGGGACCCCUACCAUUUCUCCAGGGACCUGUACUAUCUCCGCGUGGAGUCCUCGCAGAAGGAGAGCUGCAGGAGCCCAAGGCUGGCUGCCGUCCCCACUUACGAGGAGGCCACGCACUGCCCCCUGACGGAGGAACUCCUGCCGCCACCUGCAUGCCCCACGGAGGAAGGCCCGGAGCGCGGUGCCUGGGGGGACGCCCUGCUGGGGACCCAGCCCCCCUGGCCCCCACCCAGCUACGAGAGCAUCGCUCUUGCUCUCGGCGCCCGUGCUGGGGAGACGGCGCCUGGCGCUGCGUUCUCCCGCUCAGACCCUUCUGGGCCGCAGCGGGGGAAAGGUGAGGGCUCCUGGCAAGCCCGGAAGUGAGAGAGGGACGCGAUGAGCCUCUUCCAGAGUCUCGUACAGGGCCUGGCACACAGGAGCACUCAGCAAAUGUUUGUUGCCGAACGCCGUUUUAUUUAUCCAUUGCUGUGUAACAAACCAGCCCAAAAUGUA